Molecule: messenger RNA, 1461 nt
Organism: Hibiscus syriacus
Lineage: Eukaryota; Viridiplantae; Streptophyta; Magnoliopsida; Malvales; Malvaceae
Product: FAD synthetase 2, chloroplastic-like
Exons: 5
Coding region: 168-1295 (375 amino acids)
Biological process (GO): C-terminal protein methylation; riboflavin biosynthetic process
Cellular component (GO): endoplasmic reticulum
Molecular function (GO): FMN adenylyltransferase activity; protein C-terminal S-isoprenylcysteine carboxyl O-methyltransferase activity
Source: RefSeq, a predicted model, not a curated record
AACGCCAAAUAACAUAACGGUGUAAAGCGCAAAGCCGCAAAAGCCCUACCCGGCUGCUCUGCUUCUUCCUCUUCUUCUUCUAGUACGAUGUAGUUCCAGUUCUAGUGGCGGAAGAAGAUAAAUAGAAACAUCAAAACAAUAAAUAAUACUUUUAUCUUCGAACAAAAAUGUUGGCUCGUAGCAGCUCUCGCAUAUCUCAUCAAAAUUCGGGGUUAGGAUUUUGCUCCACCGGAAUCUUGCAGCUCUCAUCUUCUUUCUUGGUUAAACUUCCCUCCUCCUCUGCCUCCGCCGUCUUGUUUGUCAAUAAUUUCCAUAUUCAUCGAUUCCAUCCCCGAUUUGUUUCUUCUUCCAGUCUCCAGUCCAAACCCUCCGGCGACAUUCCUUUUCUCCCCGACUCCUUCAGCCAACAAGAAGAUGAUCAUGAGAAGCCUUCUGAAGUAUUAUCCGCAGUGGCAGGGGGGAUCGUUGCGUUGGGAAAGUUUGAUGCUCUUCAUAUCGGUCAUAGAGAACUUGCAAUUCAAGCAUCGAAGGUUGGAGCUCCAUAUCUUUUAUCAUUUGUAGGAAUGGCUGAAGUCCUUGGUUGGGAGCCUAGGCCUCCCAUAGUUGCCCGAUGCGAUCGUGAGCGUGUUCUUUCCUCUUGGGCUCCAUAUUGUGGUAAUGUGGCUCCCAAGGAAUUCCAGAUACAAUUUACAAGUGUUAGGCAUCUUAGUCCGAGGCAGUUUGUGGAGAAGUUAGCGGAGGAGCUUGGAGUUUGUGGAGUUGUGGCAGGUGAAAACUAUCGCUUCGGCUAUAAAGCUGCGGGUGGUGCUUCAGAAUUGGUGAGAUUGUGUGAUGAGUUUGGUAUGGGUGCUUACAUAAUAAAUUCUGUCAUGGACAGGCACCAGAAUGUCAGAAAUAUGAAUUGUUAUGAUUUAAAAGAGAGAGGACAAGUUUCUUCUACCCGUGUUCGACGUGCUCUAGCUGAAGGUGACAUGAAAUACGUGUCGGAGCUUCUAGGCCGCCCACAUCGUUUGUUAUUAAUGAUUGAAGACCGGGAAAACUUAACUAGUACUAGCAAUACACAAAGGGUGUCAGCUCCAAAAUCUUCUUUGCUAAAUCUACCACCAAAAGAUGGUUCUUACGAGAAUUGUGCUCUUUUAGUUGGAGAACAUAAACCAGUAACAUGUAGAGUGUCUAUUGACACAACGCAUAUCCAUCUAGAGAUGGAUCGUGUAGAUUUUUCUUGUUAUGAUUAUUCUCAAAAUUCUCAGGUCUUGGGUAUUGAAUUUGGCGAAUUGAGAGUUAAUCACGUUUAGUUUAUGUCAUAUUUUUAAGUUCAUUUCGGGAAAGUCCAUCAUGUGUGUUUGAGUGCAGUGACCAUACCUAUAUUAGGGCUGUAUUUCUUUACCAGUUAAAUUAUUGAAUAUAGGAUUCAUAUCCCCUUCUUUACUGUUGGAAAUGAUUUAUGUUUUCCUCUCCCAA